Messenger RNA from Penicillium waksmanii, 1014 nucleotides. RefSeq lists its product as uncharacterized. Bases 1 to 1014 code for a protein of 337 amino acids. The transcript is spliced from 2 exons. The record is from RefSeq and is a predicted model, not a curated record. NCBI's taxonomy places the organism in Eukaryota, Fungi, Ascomycota, Eurotiomycetes, Eurotiales, Aspergillaceae.
AUGACCGGACUGAACGUCUCCGUUUCUGCGGGUUGGUAUACCUACACCAACCUGGGUCCUAUCACAACCACCUUCACUCCAGCUCCCAGCUGCACUACGUCUGGCCGUGUUGCAGUGGGCUAUAUCAACAUAGAUGGUGGUAAUCUGUACCUCGAGUAUUACACAGAGCCCAUUGAAGGGCUCAGCUUCAGCGGAUGUACGCCAACAUCAACACCAAGCAUCACCGCUACACCAACCUCGACCGGGUAUUUGACUUCGGAAGAGCCAAUUUCUGUCUUCUUAGCCGAACGGAUAAGCUGGAGGGCUUACGGUCAAUACUACUCUCCUGCCAUAUAUUGUCCCUCGGGAUGGGAGACAAUUGGUAUGGUCGGGCGAGAUGCCAGCAGCUCGCUCACUUCGUCGGGCAUUUAUAUUCAUACUACGGCUACUACUACUACUCAAUCAUACAGUACAGAUGAUGUGUACUACUAUAUGUUCAACUACGAGGAUAAGGCUUCCGUUCUGAAAGAUAUUCUUAAGCCAAAGGAAACGAUGGUUGCGUGUUGUCCCAGUGGUAUGAUAGCAGACUCGACGGGUCUUUGCUACUCUCUCGUCAAGGACUAUAAACCAUCCGUCGGCUACCAGGUUGCCGUAGGAUACAACUACGAAUAUGGCACGACCACGAAAGUAUUGACCGAGACAAGCGGCACUGAUACAAUCACCAAGACUCGAUACCAUGAAUAUGAAACGGGAACUACAUAUCAGACAGACACAUACACCGCAACUUUUGACCGGGCAGAGCAGUCUCCCUGCUACAGCGCAUUCUCUUACGCACCUGUCAUCACAAUGCUGUAUCAUGAGUCUGAUUUGCACUCUAGGUCUGCAACAUCAUCGGCUACCGCUGAUUCUACAAGUGCUACCAAUGCGGCGGGCAGGGUCUCUGCUGUCACGUCGAUUUGGAAGGGACUUGGCUCCGUCGUGGGAGUUUGGGCUGCUGCGUCUGCCUUGGGGGCUGCUAUGAUCGUUCCAUGGUAA